GGGUGGUGGGUGACGCGCCUGCAGGCUCUGGGACCAGGUUCAAGGUUCGGUCCGCAGCUCCGCCGAAGGGCGGGGCCAGGGACACUCGCCCCGCCCCCGCCCGCCCCAGCACGCUGCGGCCAGGGGCGCUAAGACCGGAGCCCGAAGAGCUCACGCAGACCCGGGACCCCCCCACCCCCCGCCUGGCCCCGAGCGCCGGCAUUGCUGGGUGUGCGCGGCCCGUAGGUGGCAGGCAGCAGGAACGCCAUCAAGAGUAUUCCCCCAGCCAUGGAUAAUCCUAGUCUUCAGGAGCUUCAAGAACCUCUGCUAGCAGGCACGGCCUGUGACCCCCUGGCCCAGAAGCCUGGCAGACUUGAGAUGGGGUCCCCCUUAAGGGAGACAGCCUUUGCAGAGUCGCUGAGGGGUUGGCACUUCCCACCACCUCUUCCCUCUGUGAGUGCUGACCUGGGAGAGCCAGGGUCUCUGGACCUCGAGGACACAUCAUCCAGUGACACUGACUCAGACUGGGAUGGGGGCGGCCAUCUCUCCCCACUUCUACCCCAUGAUCACCUCGGCCUGGCAGUCUUCUCCAUGCUGUGUUGCUUCUGGCCCGUGGGCAUCGCUGCCUUCUGUUUGGCUCAGACCAACAAGGCUUGGGCCAAGGGGGAUAUCCAGGGGGCAGGAGCCGCCUCCCGCCAUGCCUUCCUGCUGGGGGUCCUUGCUGUUGGCCUGGGCCUGUGCACAUAUGCAGCUGCCCUGGUGACCCUGGCCGCCUAUCUUGCCUCCCGAGACCCGCCCUAA
This is a messenger RNA of Cavia porcellus (domestic guinea pig), 780 nucleotides long. It is a transcript of the gene Tmem91, whose product is annotated as transmembrane protein 91. Bases 268 to 780 code for a protein of 170 amino acids. Lineage: Eukaryota; Metazoa; Chordata; Mammalia; Rodentia; Caviidae. The record is from RefSeq and is a predicted model, not a curated record. The transcript has 4 exons. Gene Ontology annotation, cellular component: membrane; intracellular membrane-bounded organelle.